AAACUUUCUAUAAUCUUAUAACUUUUCAUAUCUGUUUCAUAUAGUCCUCAAACAGUUGGAGUAAUUGUACGAUUAGAAAAGGAAUACUUUCAGGUUUUAAACAUGCAUGGAAAGCUAGUAAAAGUUAAGCAUCAGUCAGUAAUGAAAAAACCUAACACAAGAAGAGCAGUUGCUCUAGAUUCGGAGCAAAACCAAAUUCAAGCAAGAGAUAUAGUUAAAGUUAUCGAUGGUCCACAUUCUGGUCGGCAAGGUGAAAUUAAACACCUCUAUAGAAGUUUUGCAUUUCUUCAUUCACGUAUGCUGCUGGAUAAUGGUGGAAUUUUUGUGUGUAAAACAAGACAUUUAGUACAGGCUGGUAGUUCAAGAGUAAGUUUGUUAAAUGAUUUUUUUCAAUAUAAUUAUGUAAUAGUUUAAUAGUGCAAAACAUGGAUACA
Messenger RNA from Centruroides sculpturatus (bark scorpion), 434 nucleotides. RefSeq names its product transcription elongation factor SPT5-like. Gene Ontology annotation, cellular component: DSIF complex. Gene Ontology annotation, biological process: regulation of DNA-templated transcription elongation; regulation of transcription by RNA polymerase II; transcription elongation by RNA polymerase II. Bases 103 to 414 code for a protein of 103 amino acids. NCBI's taxonomy places the organism in Eukaryota, Metazoa, Arthropoda, Arachnida, Scorpiones, Buthidae. The transcript has 3 exons. Gene Ontology annotation, molecular function: mRNA binding. The record is from RefSeq and is a predicted model, not a curated record.